UAUCGUUCCAAAUAUAAAUAGAAUUAUGAGAAAUCUCAUAAAUGCGGCUUUUAUAGGUUUUUUGCUGUUAACGGGAAAUGUGAUUUUUCGAAACCAUGGAGUUAUUGCAGACGUACCAUGCUUUGUUGAAAGAGGAUCAGAUUUUAUGACAAUCAGAGUGCCCAGUAUUAAUCCUAGCAAUGUGGAAGGUCGUCCUGGCAAACAGGGUCCAAUAGGACCGAAAGGUGUCCCAGGUAUUCGCGGACGAACAGGAGAAAGGGGAGUACAAGGUCCGAUAGGGCCCCGAGGACCGCCUGGACCUCCUGGUCCCCAAGCUGUUUUGGAUCCAAAUUCUGAUAUUUUACAGCAAUACAGUGCACGGAUGAAAAGACAAGAUGCUAAGAUAAUAGUGCUGGAAGAGCUCAUGUUUAACUUGAUGGGAUAUUACAAAGCAAGCAAUGGCAAUUUCUACAAAUGGUUCCAAGAAAAACUCAACUUUGACAAUGCAAAACAAAAGUGCAAAAGUUUGGGGGGUCAACUGGCGUCAGUAGGAAUGAGAAAUUCAACAACAAAAAGAGAAAUACACACGGCUUUAGAGAUCGGCACUGCACUCUUCUGGGUUGGACUACAAGAUCUUGAUAAACAAGGCAACAUGUGGACAUGGGUGGAUGGUGUAAUAUCCACAAAAGCAGAUUUAGAAUGGAGAGAAAACGAGCCCAAUAAUCCUGGUAUCGAAAAUUGCGUCAAUUUCAUAGAAGUGGGAUUCAACGAUUUAAGGUGCGAACGAGAAAUAUCCUACUUGUGUGAAAAAGUGUUGGAAUGA
Messenger RNA from Styela clava, 802 nucleotides. Its product is annotated as C-type lectin domain family 4 member F-like. The record is from RefSeq and is a predicted model, not a curated record. NCBI's taxonomy places the organism in Eukaryota, Metazoa, Chordata, Ascidiacea, Stolidobranchia, Styelidae.